This is a messenger RNA of Venustampulla echinocandica, 3948 nucleotides long. RefSeq lists its product as uncharacterized. The coding region runs from base 1 to 3948 and encodes 1315 amino acids. The transcript has 4 exons. NCBI's taxonomy places the organism in Eukaryota, Fungi, Ascomycota, Leotiomycetes, Helotiales, Pleuroascaceae. Gene Ontology annotation, biological process: nuclear division. The record is from RefSeq and is a predicted model, not a curated record. Gene Ontology annotation, molecular function: mRNA binding. Gene Ontology annotation, cellular component: cytoplasm; nucleus.
AUGGCCUCUGCAGGUGCCUCUGGCGCAAACGGCGGGUUAUCUGCAGCGCAAAGAUUAAUGCAGAAACAUGACGAGGCGCACCAGACCACAGUUGAGGAUGUUCCGGAUCAGGACGACUUGACCCAGCGCCCGCACCCGCUAUCCUCCAGCGUUCUCGAGUCCGCCGACGAAGCCGCACCCGCUCCAGGAUGGGCAGCUCCUAUGUCAGCCAAGGCAGCAGGAAAACGGAAGGAAGAGCCAUCGGUGGGAACGCCGCGCGCACCGUUGUUGGACACUCAAUCGGAUGAGUUGUUUCCAGGCUUAGGAGGGCCCUCAAAGCCCAGUCAAGCUGCAUCGACUGCCCCUAUCUGGGGUGCUAAAAAGUCAACUCCCGCCACGAAUGGGAACGGUGUCGCAACAAAUGGCACAUCGACGCCGACGUCCGAGUUGAAUACGCCGCCUGCAAAUCUUAAGGCAGCAACGAAGACUGGUGUGCCAGCUGCAGCAAGUCAGUUUACCGGCCCGGUGUAUACCUUCCAGCCCAAAGAAUUACCUCGUUCCGCAACGAAAAAGCCAUUGCCGGACAUUCUGAGGGAUAUCAAUAAGAAGUACAGGGUGAACCUUGCCCAGACGACAGGAGAGGGGGGCGUCAUAAAAAUCGGCGCUGCUGGUACACAAAUACCAGAAUCCGUCAAGCGCCAGGCCUUCAAAGCACUGGGUGACCAGAUUACUACCAAGUCGUCAACAAGAGUCCCAAUUCCGCGAUCCGCACGAGCCCACAUCAUCGGCAAGCAAGGCUCAACGAUCAAGUCCCUGCAAGAGAUGUCAGGAGCACGGAUUCAGAUGCCAAAAAUGGAGGAUACGCCUGAGCCUGUUGACGACGACGACGACACCAUAUACGUCGUGGUUGAGGGUAACCCCAUAGCAAUCCGGAUGGCGGAGGAAGCCGUUGGUAAGAUUGCCAGCGAGCGGGGCGCAACUCUCAAUACGAAGCUUCGAAGUAUCCCGGCUGAGUUAUACCCUUUUAUUGCUGGCCCCUACAAUUCCGCGGCAAAUGCUUUGGAGGAAGCACACGGUAUCCAAAUCCGAGUUCCCCCGCACCAUACCUGGACUUCGCAACCGCCUCCUCCAGUGCCACCCCGGGGUACUGCUCCCGCGUUUGUCCCUGCAGUAGGUGACAAUCACAUUACCCUCGCUGGUGAUCGAGCAGCGGUCCAAGCGGCGCGAGCCGAGAUUGAGCGGCUAGCUCGAGAGCUUCAGCAACAGUUAUCUCUGGAGCAAUUGCCCAUCAACAAAGGCCGGCAUCAAUUUAUCAUUGGCGAUCGAGGAGUGCCUGCACAGGAAUUCUUUGCCAAUACUGGAUGUGCCAUUAUACUCCCAGGGGAGGGCGAUGAUGAUACAAUUACCUUUGUCGGCCCUGCGAAUCAGAUUCAGCAAGCAAUGGAUAAGGCCAUGGAUUUAGCCAUGGGAAUGCAAAGCUCGAGUCUCGAUCUAACUCGUCAGCUACGAAAUGUCAAAUCUCCCCACGAGCAUGCUCGGAACCUUACGAAUUAUCUUCGUAAUCGUAAGGAGAUAGAGCGUAUUGAGAAACUACAUCAUGCCCAUAUCGUGACGCCUUUCGACCCGAAUGGUGCAGUGGCUCCGUGGGAACUUUAUUCCCGGGAUGGCAAGAAUGCUAUCAAGGCACAGUCUGAGAUCGGCCGCAUUUUAGAAGCCCAUCCUCCAUCGCGAAUGGCUACCCUCCCAAUCGAUCCAUUCUUCCACCAGCACCUCCAAAAGGAUAUUAUGCCUAGAGUCAAGAAUGACUUUAGCGUACAUGUUGUGGUUCCCAACGCUGCUGAUACUGACGCUCCCGUCCUUCUCGUAUUCGAAGGAGAAGGUGGGCUCGAGCCAGGCUAUGAGGUCCCACGGGGACGACCAAGCGCUGAGGAGGUGAAAACCUUCCAGCAAGGAUUAGCCGACGCCCAGAAGCACAUUUUGGAUAUUAUAAAUGCCCAAGAAAAGAUCACUAGCACAUCUAUUGAUGUGCCUGCAAUCUUCCAUGAAAAGUUGCGGAAAUAUAUUAAGAAAGAACAACAAAAUCGAAGCCCUGAUCAGAUCCCCAUCAGAGUUACUGCCAACCGUACACUUGUUACUCUUCGUGGUCCCGCACCUGCUGUUGAGACCUUGGCUGCAAAAGUGAAAGCCUUUGUUGAGCAGGCAAUUGAAGAUGAAAAAGAACGUGGCUUUUCAUUGUCUUUUGACUUCCCGCAAAAACACGCUAAUCAACUCAUUGGCAAGAACGGCAGUAAUGUCCAUGAUUUGCGUGAAAGAUUCGACGUCGAGAUCCAGGUCAAUGACGGAAAGGUCGAGGUGAAAGGCCCGAAGGCUAAAGCAGAGGCUGCUAAGUCCCAUAUCUCAGCUCUUGGAAGACAAUGGGCGGACGAAGCGACUUAUGUCCUCAAAGUUGAGCCCAAGUACCACAGUGAGCUUAUCGGUGCCAAGGGUAGCCAGAUUAAGAAGCUUGAGAAUCGGUACAACAAUGUCCAAAUCCACUUCCCUCGCUCAGCUCGACCCGUUAAGGAUGACCAGUCAAAUGCCGACGCCGCGAGCGACGCUGGUCGAAGGGGUGGACGGCGAGAACAGCAGCCUGACGAGGUUAUUGUCAAAGGGCCCAAGAAAGGAGCCGACGGGGCGAGAGACGAAAUUUUAUCACUGCUUCAAUACAUCAAGGACACUUCCCACAUAGCGACUGUGUCCGUCCAGCCAAGCCAGAUCCCAUCCCUCAUUGGACAGCGCGGAGUUGAGAUGGAUAAAGUUCGACAGGAGACUGGAGCGAAAAUCGAUAUCCCAAAUGCAAGAGACCUCAAAGAUCCAUCUGCCCGAGUUGACAUACAAAUCAAGGGAACCAAGUCGGCAGUUACACAAGCCAAAAAGAUGAUCGAAGAGAAGAAGGAGAUAUUCGAUCGCACUGUUACCAAGACUGUGGACGUGGAUAAGACAUACCAUAGAGGGUUGAUUGGUGCCAAAGGCGCUACUAUUAAUGACAUUGUUGUUAAGGCUGGUGGAUCGAAUGCCUCUGGCCAAAUUGUGCAAUUUCCCAAGGCCGAUGCUGAUGGGAACAUCAUCAAAAUCACAGGCACGGUGGACGUUGUCGAUAAGAUCAUUGCAACGAUUGAAAAGAUGGUUGCUGAAUGGGAAAGCCAAGAAACCGAAGUGGCUGAUGUGCCGACCGACAAGCAUCGCUCACUGAUUGGCCGCGGAGGAGAUAUCAAGAGAGACUUGGAAACAAAAUUCAGCGUCACCUUGGAUAUCCCAAGACAAGGUAGCGGCCAAACCGGCGUCAAGAUUACUGGCUUACCGAAGGAUGUCGAGAGUGCAAAAGCCUAUAUCCUGAACCUUGUCAAGGAGCAAGAAGGCGAGACGAUACAAGUACCGCGAAAGGUCCACCACGCGGUUUCCGAUAACGGCCAAUUCUUCCGGAGACUUCGAAAUGAUCUCAAGGUCGUAGUCGAUGUCAACAAGAGCGAGGUUCCCGCUAAGCCAGCAGCAACUUCAACACGGUCCAAUGGCAGUUCAAUGCCAUUGAUCACCGAUGAUACCGAGGCAGCUGCCGGGGCACAUGACUUUAAGACAGUCGACGUUUCUGAAACUGGCCUCGACGGUGAAAUUCCCUGGGUUUUGCGCGGCUCACCUGAAAGCAUUGCCAAAGCCAGGGAUUCUAUCGUUGCGGCUAUUGAGCAGGCGCUCAAAUACUCUACGAUCGGCUACCUGACCCUGCCGGACCCGCAUACCUACAGAUAUGUGAUCGGCCAAGCUGGAAGCAAGGUCAACAGCAUUCGGAAAGCUACUGGUUGCAAGAUUACUGUUCCGCGAGACCAAGCCAAGGAUGAGCCGAUCGAGAUUGUAGGAAGCGCAGAGGGCGUCGAGAAAGCGCGGGAAUUGAUCCUGAAUGCCGUGAAGGAGGGUUCCAGCGCCAACCGAUCAUGA